Molecule: messenger RNA, 2489 nt
Organism: Medicago truncatula (barrel medic)
Lineage: Eukaryota; Viridiplantae; Streptophyta; Magnoliopsida; Fabales; Fabaceae
Exons: 1
Coding region: 195-2324 (709 amino acids)
Source: RefSeq, a predicted model, not a curated record
ACAAGCAUUUCGUCACCUUCCAUAUCCAUUAAACCCCUUUUUCCCCUUUCUCUAUUUCACUCACAUGUUCUACUCAACCUUUGCAAUCUACGCCUCUCUCCACACAUACAAACCAAUCAAAGAUCCUUCAUUUCUAACACAAUAGUAGUUGUAGCCAUGUUUAAUUGGCAAAUCUUAUUUUGAAAAUAAUAAUAAUGGAAACAGAAAAACAUCAUCGUACAACAAGUAACAAUAGUAGCACAAGUGAACUCUUUGUUUGUUUCACUUCACGUUUAUCUUCUUCAUCAAUGAAGCUUUCAUCAAAAUCUAUCUUAAGCCCUAGCCGUAGUAGAGACCAACCUCAGAUAUCACUCUCAUCUUCCUUAAGCAGAAGAUUAAAGAGCAACGGUAGCAUGAAAGGUGGUCAAGCUUCACCAAUGUUUCCAACAGGUGGAAAGAAAAGAGGGUGUGGUUUUGAGAAUCCAGAGCCUUCAUCACCUAAAGUAACUUGCAUUGGACAAGUUAGAGUGAAGACAAAGAAACAAGGGAAGAAAAUGAGGUCAAGGUCAAAGAGAAGAGGUGAAGCUAGUUUUAGAAGAGGUGGUGGUGAAGGAACAAAUCCAGAUCUAACUAGACAGAAUAGUCAAAGUUUGUAUCAAAAUCAUCAAAGUUUGCAACAAGAGUGUUUGAAACAUAGGAAUCAAAGAUGGGUUCAUUUGCCUUUGACAAUAUGUGAAGCUUUGAGAGAGUUUAGUUGCUUUUUUCCUUGUAGGUCUUCUUGUAUGUCAAAUGAAAGAGACAAAGAGGAAAAGGGUAGCUUAGAAGGAAGAAGAGGAGUAAGAUCUAGUGGUGAACAUAGUAGAGAAGGUUCAUGUGGAGCUGCAUUUGCAAGAUGGUUGGUGGCUUAUCAAGAUGGUGAUGGAAAAGGAAGAGAGAUUGAAGUGAUGGUGGAGCAUCAUGAUGAGAUGGAGAUGGUAAUGGAUGAUGAGGAUGAUGGUGGAAGAGAGAAAGGUGGUGAAAGGAGUUAUAGUCAAAGGAGACAUAUUUUUGAAGAUCUUGAUAUUGAUUUGGUUGAUGAAAAGAUACAAGAAGAGUUUGGUGGUGAAGUAGAAGAAGAUGAAGAGAAAGGUAGAGUUAGUAUUUGUGUUCCACCAAAGAAUGCUCUUUUGUUGAUGAGGUGUAGAUCUGAUCCUGUUAAAAUGGCUGCUUUAGCUAACCGUUUUUGGGAAUCACCUCUUCACAAAGAACAAGACCAAGUUGAAGAACAUCAUCAAAUUGAAGAUGUAGAACAAGCACAAGAUGAGGAUAGUGUAGAUGUGGAACAUGAAGUGGAACAAGAAGUAGAACAAGGUUACAACAUUGAAAUGGAGCAAGUUGAAGAAGAAACAAAACAAGUAGUAGAAGUUGAAAGAGUAUCACAAGUAGAUAGCAUUUGUGAAAGUGAAACACAAGGUAGUGAGGAAAACAAUGAAAUUGAAAGUAAAAUAAACGAAGAAGUUGAUGAAGUAGCCAAUGAAGAUGAAGUUGGUAAUGGAAAUGUCAUUGAUGAUGAUGAUAAAGUUGAAACCUUUCCAUGUGUUUUAGUUGAUUUACUUCAUGCAGAUCUUGAAAAACCAGAAACAGAAGAAACCCAUCAAAGAGAAGAUGAAGAAAAACAAGAAAGUUCAGAACUUUCUUCUUCAUCUUCCUCUUCUUCACCUGAAACUUUCAUAGCUUCUUCAGAACAAGAAAACUAUGAAGCAGAAGCAGAAGAAAAAGUGUCAACAGAGGAAGAAGAAACAACCCAUCAAGAACCCGACCCGGAAGUAGGUCUUGUCGUGUUACCGGAGCAAGAGAAUGGGUCAAAGAAAGAAGAGAGAGAAAGAGAAACAUUGCCAGAAUGCUUGUUACUGAUGAUGUGUGAACCUAAACUUUCAAUGGAAGUAUCAAAGGAAACAUGGGUAUGCAGCACUGAUUUUAUCCGGUGGUUACCGGAGAGACCCACCGGAAAACCCGCCGGAGUGGAGAAAAAGGUCACCGUGGAAUCAUCUUCAUCUACAAAGCCGAAAGUUAAAGUGAAGCCUGCUCAUCCGCCGUUGAUGCAGCCGCCGAGGUCUUCAUGUUGUUUGCCGGUGACCGGUGCCGGAAUGUCUAUGGCGACUAUGAUUGAACAGAAGUUGGUGGGUUGUUCAAAAUCUCGUAAUGGGUAUGAGCCGUUUGUUCUCACACGCUGUAAGUCGGAGCCGAUGAGGUCGGCGACGAAGCUUGCGCCGGAGGCUUCUUGUUUUUGGAAUAACCGGAAACUUGAGCCGCAUCCUCCUCCGGCGACCCUUGGUGUCGGAGCUCCGGCUGGUGUUGGGUUUUAGGGUUUAGUUUUUUACUUUUUAAAUCUCUUAUUUUUUUCUUUUCUUUUUAAUUGACAGAAUAAUUAAUGUUGUUAUUGUAUGUAGAUGUAGAUUAUUACUGUUAUUGCAACUUUGGUCUGCUUUGGGGAUUGAUUGGUUAUAGUCAUUUUACUAUUACUUUUUGUA